Messenger RNA from Marmota flaviventris (yellow-bellied marmot), 585 nucleotides. Its product is annotated as transmembrane 4 L6 family member 5-like. NCBI's taxonomy places the organism in Eukaryota, Metazoa, Chordata, Mammalia, Rodentia, Sciuridae. Gene Ontology annotation, cellular component: membrane. The record is from RefSeq and is a predicted model, not a curated record.
AUGUGCACGGGGAAGUGUUCCCGCUGUGUGGGGCUCUCUCUAAUAUCUCUUUCCCUAGUCUGUAUUGUGGCCAAUGCUCUCCUAUUGGUGCCUGAUGGGAAGACCUGGAGCACUAACCAACUCAGCUUGCAAGUCUUGCUCAUGGCCGGCUUCAUCGGCGGGGGAUUGAUGGUGCUGUGUCCAGGAAUCGCUGCGGUUCGGGCAGGGGGCAAGGGCUGUUGUGGAACAGGCUGCUGCGGAAAUCGCUGCAGGAUGCUGCGUUCUAUCUUCUCCUCAGCCAUUGGAAUGCUUGGUGCCAUCUACUGCCUUGGCGUUUCAGGAGCUGGCCUCCAAACUGGACCCAAAUGCUUAGUGGAUGACAAGUGGGACUACCAUUUCCAAGAAACCGGAGGCGCUUACUUGUUCAACCGUACUCAAUGGUAUUUGUGCGAGGAGCCACCCAACGUGGUUCUCUGGAAUUUGUCGCUUUUCUCGUUGCUGGUGGUUGUCUCGUGUCUGGAGAUCGUGCUGUGUGGCAUACAGCUGGUGAACGCUACUGUUGGUGUCAUUUGUGGCGAUUGCAGGAAAAAGAGCUCAGCUCACUGA